Messenger RNA from Plutella xylostella (diamondback moth), 4240 nucleotides. NCBI's taxonomy places the organism in Eukaryota, Metazoa, Arthropoda, Insecta, Lepidoptera, Plutellidae. The record is from RefSeq and is a predicted model, not a curated record.
AAUCAUGUUACUAGACUAAAUUAUAUUCUAUAACGCCCCUAAUAUAGUGCGCGGUGUUGCAUCUCUUGUAAGCUUGAACCAUCGCGACACCGACAGCUGCUGUGCAAUUUGCCUUUAGCGGGGCCAUGGAUUCCAAGGACCCUGUCCCUGCGGUAAAUACCAAAGAGAAACGUGAAAAAAGUGAACCGAUCCAACCCAAACUCGUCACUGUGAAAGAAGAAUUACCUAAAAAGCAUGACAAGAGUAAGGCAAGUGAUGAGGAGCCUAAACCUCGCAUUGUCCUCACCUUCCGCUCAGAAAAGCCAGGUAUCAAGAGCAGCAACAUGAAAAUUGUAUCUACUGAGGAGAAACAUGAGGAGACCACGGUGAGGAGGUCGACCAGGGCGCACGGCGCGGACGAGGAUGAGGCCAGCACCAGCAAGACCUCCGUCUACGAGAGCGACGACGCCACCUCCGACACCUCCAGCACCACCCCCAAGAGGUCAGUGCGGAACAAAAACAAAGACCACGGAGACAACAUCAUAGCAAGUGCCAUCGCAAGGAAAGAGAAGUCUUACAAUGAGACCACACCUAGCCCUGCCCCUUCGCAAAGACUGUCCCGACGAAUCAAGCCAACAGCCAAGAUACUUGCCAACAAGGAGCUCCGUAUAGGACUGGAGACUCAGAAUAAUGUAAGACUUGGCAUUACAGCGCCAACUGACAAGUCACCUGAAGAAGGUGUCCAAACUAGGAGAUCUUUAAGACGCCGCAGUCCUGAAGCCACAGUCUCAGAACCCAGUUCCAAAAUGGUGUCACCAGGUGAGGUCACACCGAAGAAACGAAAGGUACAGAAAGAGGAUCUUGAGCCUAAAGUAGCCAUAGAAAUAUCUCCGGCAAUGAAAGAACAAGAAGUAAGGCUGAAUAAGAUGAAGAAGAAGCACUUGAGUAAGCUUGGCCUGCAGGCGAUAGAGGGGGAGCCGCGGGAAGCCAACGAGGAGUCUCAGUCCAUGGACUCUACCAACACGGAGGCCGUGGCUGAACAUCUCAAUGCACAGAAUGAAGCCAUGGAUGUGGAUAUUGAGGAAAUUGAUGAGGAGGGACAAGAUGCAGAAGAUGAGGAUCUAGAAGACGAGCUGGCCAACAUCUACGAGGAGUUUGACGACUCCAGUGACGAGGAAUUCAGCCCGGCGCAGCAGCGCACCCCGCGCCGCUCCCUGCGCAGCGCGCACGACGACAGCAAGAGCUCACAGCAUCGGGACAGUCUGGAUGACAGCAAGGAGCCCCCGCGGCGGCGCUCGUCGCGGCUGCGGCGCCCGCAGUUCGAGACCUCCUCGCCCUACGCCUCGGAGCCCGAGGAGGAGGAGGCGCCCGAGGAAGUUUCCCCGCCGGAGGGCUCGGAGGGGUCGGAGGCGGCGUGCCCGGACGAGCGGCCGGCCGUGCUGGGCGCCUGUCUGUGCGAGGCGCCUAGCAAUGUGUACGCGGCGCCUAGCGAACUUGAAGAGCCAGUAUUCUGCCGAGCCAUCGAGACCUCCCCCUCAGGCCGCGUCGGCUGCUCGCACCCCGCGCGGCGCCUCGGCGCUUCCCAUGCCCCAUUACUGCGCGCCGGCCCUAGGACUCCUUAUGCACUGCUGUGUGAACUGCAUACUAGCUUAUUGAGGAAGCAUAUGUGUUGUACUACGUGUGGACUGUUUUGUACUCAAGGCAUAUUCUACCGCUGCUCGCUCGGCCACUUCUUCCACCUAGACUGCGGGCUGACGGCCCCGGCCAAGGCGGCGCCGGGCUGCCCCCACUGCGGGCUGCUGAGCUACCAGUGGCAGCGCCCGGCCAACUGCGAGUGCCGCCGCGUGCGCCUGCGCAUGGACUGCAGCGGCCGCCGCCAGCUGCUGCAUGAGCAGCGUGUUACUAGUCAACCAGCCUUCCUAAGCUUCUCGACACUGGACCCAUCCCAACUGGACCACGAGCCUUACAUCCCUGAAGACCUACUACCGAAGCCCCCCAUAGACAUCAAGAGUCUGAAGGCUCAACUGUCUGGGACCAACGGGGAAGUGUCCACGGCUGAGAAUGAGUUGAAGUUGAGAGAUGCUAUCGUAAACUUUGAGACCGCUGAGGAGCUGAUUUCUAAGAUUAACAUAACACGGGAAUACCGUGGCACCACACAAUACAUAAUUAUAUUUCUACUCACCUUAAAUGUACAACUUUCUCCCCCAGUGUCCGUGGACGUGAGCAAGCCCUCCUUAGCAGACUCGUGUCUCCACCUGGCGGCACAAAGUGGAAACCUUACGGCGGUUUACUUACUGCAGUAUGCUGGUGCUGACCUAAAUGCACAGGAUCAAGGGUUGAGGACGCCACUUAUGACCGCCAUUUCUGCACUCCUCGAGAAGUCUUCCAAGAAAUCAACAGACAAAUCGUCUAAAGCCUCGACAGACAAGGACAAAGAUACGGACUCGGUGUCGUCGCAGGAGAAGGAAGACAAGGAGAGCGAGCGAGACAGCACGAUGGACGGCGAUGACGCCCUGAAGCCUAAUGAGGAGAACCUGAUGAAGGUCAUCAGAUAUCUGAUUGCCGCUGGCUGCGAUGUUAAUGUGGCUGGUCCAGAAGGCAUGACAGCGCUGCACCUAGCAGCCCAAUGGGGCGGGCGCGCCGUCGCCGCCGCCAUCUUGAGUUCAGCCGCUGCCACGGUGGACGCGCGCGACCACGGCGGGUGGACGCCGCUCGUGUGGGCCGCCGAGAACAACCACCCCGCCGUGCUCACCACGCUGCUAUCAGCCGGCGCGGACCCCAGCGCGGCGGACGCGGAGGGCAACGGCGCGCUGCACUGGUGCGCGCUGGCCGGCGCCGCCGCCGCGCUGCGCCUGCUGGCCGACACAGGCGCCGACGUGUCCGCGCCCAACGUGCACUCCGAUACCCCUCUACACGUAGCGGCGCGGCAGGGACACUACCCCUGCGUCAUCAUCUUACUGGCGAGAGGAGCGAGAACGGACAUAGAGAACAGCGCGGGCGAGCUGCCGGUGGAGGUGUGCCGCGGGGACUGCCAGAGCGCCAUCUCGCUCAACAUGCAGCUGGCGCUCUCUGUGCGCGACUGUACCAAGCGGUUCAAGCUCAUCACUAGGUGAGUGUACACACAUGUACAGACGCACACAGAACACAGCGGGGACUGCCAGAGCGCCAUCUCGCUCAACAUGCAGCUGGCGCUCUCUGUGCGCGACUGUACCAAGCGGUUCAAGCUCAUCACUAGCGACAUAUCAAACGGCCACGAAACCUACCCGAUCCCGUGCGUGAACGAGAUCGACGACUCCGCGCCCGAGCCCUUCACGUACGUGACUCGCCACGUGAUGCCCACCCGCAUCGCCGUGGACAACACGCUGCCCACCAUGCAGGGCUGCAACUGCGCCGGCACAGACUGCUCAGCCUCAGCCUGCUCCUGCGCGGCGGUGUCGGUGCGGCGCUGGCGCGGCGGCGGCGGGCGCCUGCUGCCGAGCUUCCCCUACCACGAGCCGCCCAUGAUCUUCGAGUGUAAUUACACGUGCGGGUGUCGCCUGAGCCACUGCACCAACACGACAAUAACCAAGCUCACCAACCUCGGGGCCACAUUCGUGCGGACAGUGGUGUUCAAGCGGCGGCGCGGGGGCUGGGGCCUGCGGGCCGCGCGCGCGCUGCUCCGUGGCGCCCCUGCCGCCGCCUAUAUUGGAGAACUACUGCCGGCUGAUGAGGCAGACACCAGGACCAUGGAUCAAUACAUGUUCGGACUGCAUUUAAAGCCUACGCAUAUUGAGCAAUGCGUAGAAAAGACGCAAUUAUGCGUAGACGCAGCAGUGUACGGGAGCGCGGCGCGGUUCAUCAACCACAGCUGCCGCCCCAACCUGGCGCCGGUCAGGGUCUUCACCAACACCCGGGACCUGCGGCUGCCGACCAUCACGCUCUUUGCCACCAGAGAUAUUGCGGCCAAUGAGGAGCUCACAUUCGACUAUGGUGACAAGUUUUGGUCGGUGAAGUCUAAAUUAUUCAAGUGCGAGUGCGGAGAGCCCGAAUGCCGGUAUCCGACCGUGACGCAGGAUGAAAGCAAAUCGGAAACUGUAGAAAAUUAAUCAUUUACACCUAAGAUUUUUUACUCAAUUAGUUCUAUUAGAUAUACAUUUUACUGUUGUAAUAUUGUAAAUAUUAAUUUUAAAUUAUGUUAAAUGUAGAAUUAUUUAUAACAAUCAAUAAUUAGAUACAUAAGGUAUAUACAUACAUUCUGAUAAAUAAAUUACCUAUUUAACAA